Messenger RNA from Knipowitschia caucasica, 1026 nucleotides. Lineage: Eukaryota; Metazoa; Chordata; Actinopteri; Gobiiformes; Gobiidae. The record is from the annotation of a GenBank genome assembly.
AUGAUGGCCUCCGGGGACACGCUGUACAUAGAGACGGACGGGUCGGAAAUGCCCGCGGAGAUAGUGGAGCUCCAUGAGAUCGAAGUGGAGACCAUAGACACGGACGAGCACCAGCCCAUGAUUGCGUUACAGCCCCUGGACGACCCGCACUCCAUGCACCAGCACCAAGAAGUGAUUUUAGUGCAAACCAGGGAAGAAGUCGUGGGAGAAGACGACUCAGAGCUGCACACGGACGAUGGCUAUGAAGAGCAAAUCCUCAUCCCGGUGCCUGCAGACGAAGACUAUAUCGAACACACACUGGUCACUAUUCCCGGAAAAAGCUCCUCGUCUGGCCGUAGCAAAAGGGCAGGAGGGGGCAAGAAGUCGGGCAAAAAGAGCUACUUCAGUUCUGGAGAUAUGGGAAGGAAAUGGGAGCAAAAACAAGUCCAAAUCAAGACUUUGGAAGGGGAGUUCUCCGUAACUAUGUGGGCAUCUGACAAAAAAGACAUCGACCAUGAGGAGCAGAUCUCAGGUGAAAACUCUCCUCCGGAUUAUUCUGAAUACAUGACAGGGAAGAAGCUGCCCCCUGGAGGCAUACCAGGCAUCGACCUGUCCGACCCCAAACAGCUCGCUGAGUUUGCACGAAUGAAGCCCAGAAAAGUAAAAGAAGACGACUCUCCCCGGACAAUAGCGUGUCCACACAAAGGAUGUUCUAAAAUGUUCAGGGACAACUCUGCCAUGAGGAAGCACUUGCACACCCACGGGCCCCGAGUGCAUGUGUGUGCAGAGUGUGGAAAAGCCUUUGUGGAGAGCUCCAAGCUGAAGAGGCACCAGCUGGUACAUACAGGAGAGAAACCUUUCCAGUGCACGUUCGAAGGCUGUGGCAAGAGAUUCUCGCUGGACUUUAAUUUGCGCACUCACGUCCGCAUUCACACUGGAGACCGGCCGUACGUGUGCCCCUUUGACGGCUGCAACAAGAAGUUUGCACAGUCGACGAAUCUGAAGUCUCACAUCCUGACACACGCCAAAGCCAAGAACAACCAGUGA